UCACCACUGUUGGUUAUUCUGAGAUAGGUACCAUGCUUUUCACAAUUUCGACGGCGAACUUGAAUUAGGCUGUGUUAGCUGUGAUACUGGUAGCACCUGCUCUGAGUACUCCAGAAUAAGUUAGCAACACCACUAGGACAACGAUACGUGCAUACUGGCUCGCCGCCGAUGAGUUUAAAUUCCAUGAUGCUGGGCCGUUUUAUUUUGCUCAGCGCUCAGCGCCGCCACCGGGCUUGCGAUCGAAGUUCAAAUCACGCAAACCGCCGAAGUGCUUGCCUCUUCUGUCCCAAUGGUGCUCGCUAAACAAUAUACCCUCGGCCAAUACCACCCGAUGGUCCGUGCGCAAUCAGCCGCCUAGUAUAAAGGUCGACCACUCGCGAAUCUAAUUCCUCAUACUUACCUUGAUGGCACGGACCUCUUCAUGUCUCGGGUUCUUGGGCUGUUGGGACCUUUCAUAGCACGGCGACCUUGUCCUCAGAGGGUGCCUUCAGUUUGUGUGAGCUUCGGCUCAUGCACUGUCUCAAUAUUUUCCUGUCCCACCACGGCCACUCUGGCUGGGUGGGCCUUUUCUUUGCUGGUUUGCUGUCCUAACCCUAACCCUAGUGUAGUCGAAAGUGGAAAACUGUCAAUGAAUGAAUUUGAUGAAAUUGCCAAUCCAUCCAUCCAUCAUCAUCAUCCGUUCAUGAAUGAUGCGAUUCGAUCUUCACUCGAACAGAUACUCCGCAUCAGCAUCAUUCAUAAGUGAAAUUCGUGGUUACGCGUCGACGGUUAUUGAUCAUGCCGUAGCAUCGCACGCAGGCCUACACCUAAUGUCGCCUUCUCAACAUGGUCUAGGAACAUGGAACCUGAGGACUCUGAAUUUGUGUUACGACGAUCUGCUCGAGGCUAGUGGAGUGGAGUGUCAAGCUCGGUGAUUGCCUCUGUUUUUCAGACAGCUAGGCUUCCCGCGAGCACAAUGAUGGAGUCCAUGCGGUACGCGCGUUAAUCGCUCCUUCUGUCAACCUUAUGCUUAUCCACUACAAGCGGCCCAGCAGUGGCUGUGGUGGGGGGAAUGCGCCUGUUCAUGUCGUCCUGGACUAGCUCAAAAAUGACAUUGACAUAUCGUCGGUAGACGAUUUCGGCAAUUUUUUGGACUUCUAUCUGAAAAUUUCGCUCGACGCCGUUCGACCGCUCUUCAUGGACCCAUGCGAACGGAAUAUGCUUUGUUUAAUCACGACGAGCGCAAA
Suillus fuscotomentosus is the source of this 1226-nucleotide messenger RNA. RefSeq lists its product as uncharacterized. The transcript is spliced from 3 exons. The coding region runs from base 422 to 745 and encodes 107 amino acids. The record is from RefSeq and is a predicted model, not a curated record. NCBI's taxonomy places the organism in Eukaryota, Fungi, Basidiomycota, Agaricomycetes, Boletales, Suillaceae.